UCCAACAUAGCCCACACGCCCCAUCCCCGUGCGAUCUCGCUCUCUCUCUCUCUCUCCCUCUCUCUCUGUCUGUCGCUCUCUCUCGGAAAAUAAAGAAAAGACGAGGACCAUUCUUGACAGUUGAACUGACAUCGAGAGCACAGCACGAGAGAGUCGCCAGUAAUCGAUCUUUUGGAUCAUUGGAGCUUUUGAUACAACACCUACAUCUACUCGUCAUCCCACACAUUUAAAGGCAAUGCAGGCGGAUGGGAAGGGGGUGGACGGCACGCUGUUGGCUGAUGCCAGUGCAGUGGACUCGGCGCUGGACGAACAGAAGGAGGGGGGCAAGUGGCAGAAGCCCCGCAUAUCCCGCAAGUCACUGAUGAAGUGCUGCCUGGUCAAGUGGAUCAUCGCUAGCACCACUCCACAGGGGCCAGACAUCAGUGAGAGCGAGCUGGAACUGGCCACCGUCCGACACCAGCCCGAGGGACUGGACCAGCUGCAGUCCCAGACCAAGUUCACCCGCAAGGAGCUGCAGUCGCUCUACAGAGGCUUCAAAAAUGAAUGCCCAAGUGGUCUGGUGGAUGAAGAAACCUUCAAGAUGAUAUAUUCCCAGUUCUUCCCACAAGGAGAUGCCACCACAUACGCACACUUCCUCUUCAAUGCAUUUGAUACAGACCGAAGCGGUUCCAUACGCUUUGAGGACUUUGUAAUAGGUCUCUCAGUGCUUCUAAGAGGCUCAGUGAAUGAGAAGCUGCGAUGGGCCUUCAACCUUUAUGACAUCAACAAGGAUGGCUACAUCACCAAAGAGGAGAUGUUGGCCAUUAUGAAAUCCAUAUAUGAUAUGAUGGGAAGAUACACGACCCCCAGCGUCAAAGAGGAUGCCCCGUUUGAGCAUGUCGAGAAGUUCUUCCAGAAAAUGGACAAGAACAAAGAUGGAGUCGUCACCUUUGAUGAAUUUAUAGAGACAUGUCAGAAGGUACUUCUUUAA
Alosa alosa (allis shad) is the source of this 970-nucleotide messenger RNA. Its product is annotated as calsenilin-like. The transcript is spliced from 8 exons. Gene Ontology annotation, cellular component: voltage-gated potassium channel complex; nucleus. The record is from RefSeq and is a predicted model, not a curated record. Gene Ontology annotation, molecular function: potassium channel regulator activity; calcium ion binding; RNA polymerase II cis-regulatory region sequence-specific DNA binding. Bases 236 to 970 code for a protein of 244 amino acids. Gene Ontology annotation, biological process: negative regulation of transcription by RNA polymerase II; regulation of potassium ion transmembrane transport. NCBI's taxonomy places the organism in Eukaryota, Metazoa, Chordata, Actinopteri, Clupeiformes, Clupeidae.